AUGAGAAUGUCUGAAUUGCCUUGGGAGGCCCGAGCGGCUGAGAAGCGAGCGACGACCCUGUCCAAGAUCAAACCCUCAUGGAGACUUGCGCCCAAAGACUUGGAACGAGCCAGUCGGCAGCGUGGCCUCACAGGCUCCUUCAUCAAUGAGCUUCUGGACAAACAAACUGUUUCCAUCACAUCCAUGGAUAGUUUGCCGAUACUCGAGUCCAUCAGAAGUGGAAAGCUGUCUGCGACAGAGGUUACAACCGCCUUUUGCAAGACGGCAGCUGUUGCCCAUCAGAUCAACAAUUGCCUCCACGAAAUCUUCUUUGACGAAGCGCUUGAUCGGGCCAAGUACUUGGACGACUACUACGCCAAAAACAACAAGACGGUUGGACCACUCCACGGCCUCCCCAUCAGUCUCAAGGACCAGUUCCACGUCAAGGGCAUCGACACCACAAUGGGCUAUGUGGGCUGGAUCGGAAGCAACCUCGGCAUCUCAGAGCCAAAGCAGAGGCACCAAGUCGAGAGUCAGAUUGUCACAGAGUUACUCUCACUGGGAGCAGUCUUGUUCUGCAAGACUAGCCUCCCCCAGACGCUUCUCUUCGGAGAGACCAAGAACAACCUCAUCGGACAGACACUGAAUCCUCAAAACCAAAACUUGUCAUGUGGAGGCUCUUCUGGGGGCGAGGGUGCACUGAUGGCUCUCCGCGGGAGCACUUUAGGAGUUGGCACUGACAUCGGAGGUUCGGUUCGUAUUCCUGCUGGCUUCUGCGGCAUCUUUUCCAUCAAGCCGACUCCGGAGCGUCUCGCCUACCGCGACGUGGCGAAUACAAACCCUGGCCAGAACACUUACCGCUCGACUGUCGGGUUCCUUGGGACAUCGCUGGAUGCGCUGGAGCUCCUCCUGAAGUCUGUUCUCAGCACGGAUCCCUGGCAGCGUGACCCAUCGGUCGUACCGAUUCCUUUCCGCCAGGAGGUGCUUGACUCAUACUCGUCUCGAGUAGAUGAGCAGGGCCAUGCCAAGCCCGCUGCAAAACCUCUCAAGAUUGGUGUUUUUUGGACAGAUGGUGUUGUUGGACCCCAUCCUCCUGUUCUCCGAGGUUUGCGAAUGGUUCACGAUGCCCUCAAGAGCUCCGGCCACAAGGUGGUAGAUUGGGAACCACCAUCACACGCCACAGCCAAGCGAGUUCAUGUAUCCUUCCUCAUGGCCGAUGGUGCUCACGACAUCCAUCAACAUCUCAACCUGUCAGGAGAGCCCUUGAUUCCGGACCUGAAACAGGCCUUCCAGCUUCGGCCACCGAUCGGAUUGCUAGAGUACCAGGAUUUAACUCUUCAAGGCCUUGCCUACGAGCGCGAAUACUCUGACUAUUGGAGUUCUACUGUAGAUUCAGAUGGCCAAGAAGUUGACGCUGUGAUCAUGCCCGUUGCACCCCACGCAGCCGUAAUUCCGGGCAAGUAUUAUCACACCGCAUACACUGAGGCAAUUAAUUUGAUGAACUAUUCGGCCGUCGUGAUCCCCGUGACGCAAGCUGACGAGAAGAUUGACGUCUUUGACCCUUCUUACAAGCCAUUGGGAGACAUGGACAAGCUCAACUGGCAAUCGUAUGAUCCAGCCGUGUAUCAUGGGGCACCUGUCGGUGUCCAGGUUGUGGCGAGAAAGUUUGAGGAGGAGAAGGCUCUGGCGAUCUCGAGAAUUGUGUACACUGCCAUUCAGCGCACCGACACUUCUUGA
Fusarium vanettenii 77-13-4 is the source of this 1716-nucleotide messenger RNA. RefSeq lists its product as uncharacterized. The transcript has 7 exons. NCBI's taxonomy places the organism in Eukaryota, Fungi, Ascomycota, Sordariomycetes, Hypocreales, Nectriaceae. The coding region runs from base 1 to 1716 and encodes 571 amino acids. The record is from RefSeq and is a predicted model, not a curated record.